AAGACCUCGUUGAGCUGCUCAGGAGAGACGAGAUGAAUACCUUCCUCUUUGUUCGACAUCAGGAAGUGAUGCACACACACACACGCAUACACACACGUAUGGUUUGAAAGUUGGAUUUCCCCACAUCAGUCAGUGAAGCGAAGAAUUAAUGUAUCGCUUAAUAAUGGGAUACAUGUCAACAUCGGAUCCGUCUGUGGUGCUUUGCUGAACAUUUACAUCUGAGUUCAGCAGGUCAACCAAUCACAGCUGUGUAUCAGCCGUUUUCCCCAAUCAUGUCAGAUUUGAAUGACAACUCUUUGAACAUAAAUUUCUUGAAAGCAUCUGUGUUGAACAGACUCUGUGAGUCUCUUGACAAGGCCAACAAUAAGGGAUGGCGAAAACUGGGGGAAAUCGUGAAAAGUGACAAGCGAUUCAAAGUGAGUCUGGAUGAUAUGGAUAUGUGUUCUCUGAAGGCUUUGGAGGCGGAUGGAAGUCCUUCCCGCAGUCUGCUCAAACUCAUUGGAGAUCAAGGAUGUAUGGUGGGUGAACUGGUGGAGUUUUUACAGAUCAUGGGUCAUACGGAUGCCCUGCAGUGCCUGAAACCUCCAGGAAUUCAAAUCCUCGUCCAGCCGCAGUCAGUGGCUGUCAUUGCCGGACACAACCUUCGUCUCAGUUGUUAUGCUGUUGGUGCUUCAUGUGUGCAGUUCCAGUGGUUUAAGAAAACAGAAGAGGUACAUAACAGCUCCUCCCCAGACCUGGUGUUCAGUCCAGUCCGGCUCAAAGAUGCAGGGUUUUACAUCUGUCGGGUGAACUGUGGAAACGCGUAUGAGUUCAGUCACUGGGCCCAAGUGGAUGUACUUGAUGUUCCACCAAGAUAUGGAUUAGUGUCUCUGGCUUCAGAGGGCAGGCCGAGGGUGCUGAUCCAGCCUCAAGCUCAAAGGCUGCUGGUGGGAGAUCUGCUCUAUUUGGAGUGUGGAGCUAUUGGAAGACCCCUACCACAAUAUCAAUGGUACAGAAAUGGAGUGCCGAUCAAAAAAGCCACUAAGAGGAAGUACACCGUCAAGAAUUUGUUGCCAGAGCACCAGGGAAGAUAUCGCUGCGAGAUCUUCUGCAACAAAGAACGAACAUGGAGCAAUGAAGUUAAUGUUGUUGUCGUUGAAAAUCCUUGCCAAUCUGAAAAGAAAGAGCCAAGAAUAUCUCAUGAAAUUUCAGGAGCAAUGGAGUGCUCUGAAGAUGAUUUUUUGGCUAUUGAUAGGGAUUGCAGUCUUGAGAAACCUUAUGCUACAGACAAAGUGGCUCUUCUGAUUGGUAACCUCACAUAUCGAAACCACCCACAGCUGAAAGCACCCAUGGUUGACGUGUAUGACCUCACCAAUCUGCUGCGGCAACUGAACUUCAAAGUGGUGUCUCUGCUAGAUCUAACUGAGUCAGAGAUGAGGAACGCCGUGGAGGAGUUCUUGUCCCUGCUUCAUAAGGGAGUGUAUGGUUUGUUGUAUUAUGCUGGUCAUGGUUAUGAGAACUUUGGGAACAGCUUCAUGGUGCCCGUUGAUGCCCCAAACCCAUACCGCUCAGGCAACUGUCUCUGUGUUCAGAGCAUUCUGAAACUGAUGCAGGAGAAGGAGACUGGACUCAACGUCUUCCUCCUGGACAUGUGCAGGAAAAGAAAUGUACAUGAUGAUGCCAUGCCAAACGUUGUGCUCAAAGUUACAGCCAAUAUUGUGUUUGGAUAUGCCACUUGCCAAGAUGCUGAGGCUUUUGAAUUGAGUUCAAGUGGAUUCACCAAUGGAGUCUUCAUUAAAUUCCUGAAGGAGCGCCUCCUAGAGGAUGAGAAGAUCACUGUUCUGCUAGACAGAGUGGCUGAAGAUAUGGGUCAGUUUGACCCCACAAAGGGUAAGCAGGCUCUAGAGAUCCGCAGCAGUCUGUCAGAGAGACGUUCCCUCACUGAUCCCAUCCGCCCCGGGGACUACUCGGACGCAGCCGAGGCACAGAACCUGCUCUGGUCUAAAGCACAUGAACUGCCAGAGAGUAAACUUCUGGACUUUGACUGUGGAGUACAGAUAAAAAUGGACUUUGCUGCUGAGUUUUCUAACGUGCUGGUCAUCUACACCAGCAUUGUGAAAAAGCCAGAGGAGAUGCUGUCGUGUCAGGCACACAUAACUAACCUCCCUUGGGACCUGGAUGUGGACCCUAAGCUGAUGAAUAAAGAAACUCUGGAGGAAACAGGAAGUUUUUUACUUUCAGGCAGUCUUCCUCAUCACUGCCUCUACACCAGACUCAGCUCACUGCAGAAACUCAAGGAGGAACUAGCUUUCACUGUUUGCCUACAAGUCCAGUUUAACUCCCUAGAUGACCUGGUCCAGUGGAACAUGGAUGUUAGCAUCGGCAAGCCCCUCACCGCCAAACUGGAUCUCAACCGUCCCACCAGGAAGAACAGCUGUCAGCUGACGUGUUUCAUUCCCCACAGCCCCUCGACCAGCCCCAGCCACAGCCCCGCGUCUGACCGCCGCUUCCACAGCCAGGGCCCCUGCUUCCCCCAGCAGUACGCCAACCCCUACCUCAACGUCUGUGAGCCUCUCCACGGAGCUGUAGGAGGUUAUGGGGACUUUCGAUUGUACGGUGACCAUACAUAUCAAUAUGAGAAUGUGCCAUGCUCACCCUUCCUGAACCCACCAAGUAUUCCCAUUGAGACCACUGAUGACAUUGAUGACAUGCAGAAUGAAUUCAUGAAUAGUUUGCAACUCUAUAACCAUCCCUGAGUGAGUACACAAGUGUUAAACAGAUGACUGAAGGGAUACUCCACACAAAAUUGAAAAUUCUCUCAUCAUUUACCCGUUCCAGAUGUGUAUGACUUUCUUUCAACCAAUGAACACAAAGUUUUUUUUUAAAUCCAUCUUUGUGAGUCUAUAUAAUGCAAGUGUAUAGGAUCAUCAAAGUUGGCGCUUCAAAAACCACACAAAUUGAACUUGAUAGUAAUCCAUACAGCCCCAGUUGUGGAAGCGAAAAAGUUAGUAAAUAAUGUUUUUCUCACAUACGUGUUGUUUUGCUUCAGAGAACAUUGAUUCCUCAACUGUGGUCAUAUGGAUUAAAGUCAAACGACUCAAAGUCAAAGUUGUCUAAAAAGCUGUCAAAAACCUUAUAUGCAUCUGGGAUGGCAUGAGGAUGAAAUUCUCUCAUCAUUUACCUUUUCCAGAUGUAUAUGACUUACUUCCUUCAGAUGUACAAAAAAUAAUCCAGCUCUGUCCAUGUAAUGGAAGUGUAUGGGGCUGCCAAAGUUGGCGCUUCAAAAACCACACAAAUUGAACAUGAUGGUAAUCCAUACGACCACAGUUACAUGCAGGUCCAUGAAAAGCAUGGAAGCACACGGGAAGCUUCAGAGAGCUUAUAUCAUUUAUAAAAACACUGACGUGUGUUUGUAUUUUUCUCUCACACAUGUAUUGUUUAUCUUCAGAGAACAUUCAUCAACUGGGUUCGCAUGGAUUAUUCGUGUUUGCUUUUUGAAGCAUCCACUUUGUCAAAAAGUCUAAAACGUCUGAGAAAAGUUUAAUUUUGGGUGGAGUACUGUUGUUGUUUUAAGGACUGCGGGAUUAAUAAAUUACAGUUCAAGGGUGUGAUUUUUUCCAUGUUAAAAUACAAUCUAUAGAUUAAUGUCCAGUCUAUAACUCAGCUAUAAGUAAUUCUUUCAUAAAUUGAUCACAUUCUUUUUGCAUUUGCAUUUGGUGAUGGAAGCAGUGCAAAAAUAUAUAAUCUCAAGUGGUUAUGUCUCAUUUUUAGCAGCUUUCAGUCUUUCACGUGACUAACUUAUUAUGAUUAUUUAGCAUAAAGAAAAUACUGUAACACUGUGACCAAGUAUUUAGUCAUUUUAAAUUAUCAUUUAUGUUACAAAUUCUGUCACCUCAUUACAUCUCAAAACAUC
Messenger RNA from Cyprinus carpio (common carp), 3892 nucleotides. Its product is annotated as mucosa-associated lymphoid tissue lymphoma translocation protein 1-like. Lineage: Eukaryota; Metazoa; Chordata; Actinopteri; Cypriniformes; Cyprinidae. Gene Ontology annotation, biological process: proteolysis. The record is from RefSeq and is a predicted model, not a curated record. Gene Ontology annotation, molecular function: cysteine-type endopeptidase activity.